AUGUCUUUCUUCGGUUUCGAUACGUCUGGGAACCAGGCGAAGGACAGGGACGGUCGCGAUAUUCAGAAGCCAUUGGACUUCGAAGAUACCUAUAAGGGUCUUGGAGAUUAUGAUAAUGAGGAAGAGGAUUUUUUGAAUGCAGAAACCUUUGGUGCUACAGCGGAAUUUGGUACCGAUUUUGAUUUCGGCCAUGGAAACGGUGGUAAUGAACCAGCUAAUAAUGCAAAUUCCUAUGCUACGGCUAGCAGAUCUUAUGUGGCAGCAGCUUCUUCUGGUGUUGAACACCAGCCACAGGCUACAUUGGAUGCAUCUGUCGAUCUGAAGCCCAUGGAGUCCUUAUGGAGCAGUAGUGGACCAGUUAUUCAGCAACAGGAACAGCCACAAGUUUUGUCAAUGGAGGAAUUGGAGAGACAACAACGUCAGAGACAGAUGGGUGGUCAACCUGGGUUUAUGGGUAUGCCUCCGCCAAACUAUGGUAUGCCUCCGCCACCACAGAUGCAGAUGCACAAUCAGUACCCUGGGCCUUUCCCUCCACAGGGAAUGCAGGGUAUUCCUCCUCAGUUCCAGCAUAUGCCAGUCAUGUUCAACCAGGGACAACCACAGGCGCAAGGAAUUCCCAACCAGGCUCAAUUUUCGCCAAUGUACCAACCUCAGUUGCACAACCAGGGCGAGGGACAGGGCCUGCCAUCUGAACAAGCUGGUCAGGGUGCUUCUCCAGCCCCUCAGGCCUUGGAGUCUCCGAUCCCUGCUCCGCCAGCUCUCUCCCCUCAACCACAGCAACAACAGCAACUGCAACACCCAAUGUCUCCUCCGCAGAUGAUUUCUCCACCUCAUACACCAAGAGAACAUGGAAGACAAAGCCGUGGUCAAUCAAGAAGAGAGCCUUUGACGGCUGAAGAGCAAAAGAGGUUGCAAAUUCGCCAGGCCAAAGUGGAAAAGAUUCUAAGGCACUCAGGUUUGAUGACUCCUCGUGAUAAGGACUUCAUUACCAGGUACCAAUUAUCACAGAUUGUUACCGAUGACCCUUACAAUGAAGAUUUCUACUUCCAAGUUUACAAGAUUAUCCAACGUGGUGGUGUCGUGGGCGAAUCUAACAAGGACUUGAUCGCUCGGGCGUACUUGGAGCACUCCGGUCAUAGAUUAGGCGGCCGUUACAAGCGUGCUGAUGUUGCUUUGCAAAGAAUGCAAAGUCAAGUUGAAAAGGCAGUUACAGUCGCUAAGGAGAGACCUCAAAAGAGUAAGGAUCACUCAGAUGCAGCCCGUGAAGGUGUCUUAGGUAAGAUUUCGUCGGCCAUGAAUAGCAAAGCACCUCGCAGACAGUUACAAAUUCCAGUCCAUAAGACUGGAGACGAAAGUGCAAUUGCUGAUGAUAACAGCAGCGGUAAGGCUUCGCGCGGUUCCACUCCUGCUCUCAAUGUCGUCACUCAGUCUUUAGAGAAAGUUGAGAUAAGCCAGCAGUCGAGAGCAAGAAGAAGAUCUUCUUAUGCUUUUACCUCUGUCGAUCAAAGCUCCGUCUUGUCUCGUUCAGGUGGAAGAAAAUUCGUCUUGUCUUUGAUCGAAACCGUUUAUGAAGAAGUAUUGGAAUUGGAAGCCCAAUUGAGAGGUGGAAGCAACAUCGACAGCACUGCCUUGUGGGAAGCGUUGCAUAUUGGCGAUGAGUCUUACGAAGUUUGUCCCUUUAUCUCAAUGCUUUCGUUCGAUAAAGGUAUCAAGAUUAUGCCUCGUAUCUUCAACUUUUUGAACAAUGGUCAGAAACUGAAAUUGCUCCAGACUUUCUUUGGUGAACUGUCUCACUUGAACAUCAUCAUCAUCAGUUCCUACAAAACUAAUGCCUCACCAACCGAAUCUCAACUGAAACAAAUCGAACUAUUCCAAGCUGUUUUCUUGAAGAUUAUUGUUUCUUUCCUAUCCAGCAGUGCUAAUUUCAUUGAAAUUAUGGGUUUACUUCUCUACUUGAUUAAGAACAAUAACGUCUCGUUCAUCUCCACUUCGAAGAUUGGCUUGAAUUUGAUCACAGUAUUGAUCUCUCGUGCUGCUCUUAUUAGACAGGAUAUUAACAGAAGCAACGUCUUGUCGUCACCAGAAAUUUCAGCAUGGAAUGAAGUUUAUGACAAACUAUUCACGUCUUUGGAGACUAAACUCUCUUUGGUCUUUCCUCCAAAAGAAUACACUGACAAGGUUGUGAGGACGACCCUUGGCUCAGUAAGCGGUUCGCCACCUGUGAUCGCAGCCUCUCCACAACACUACGACCAGGCCUACAUCUGGCAAUUUCUAGCGUCCUUAGCACUAAGCGGGAAGCUCAAUCAUCAACGAAUAAUAAUUGACGAGAUAAGAGAUGAGAUCUUUGGCACCAUUAACGUAGCUGAAGAGUUGGGCAAGGGUCAAGAAGAUCAACCUGCUUCACAGUACAAGAAGGACAAGUUGUACCAAGACUUGAACUUGUUCUUGAAUGUUAUGGGUCUGGUCGCCAGAGAUGGUGAGAUUACAGAACUGAAAUGA
Molecule: messenger RNA, 2499 nt
Organism: Torulaspora delbrueckii
Lineage: Eukaryota; Fungi; Ascomycota; Saccharomycetes; Saccharomycetales; Saccharomycetaceae
Gene: PAT1
Product: deadenylation-dependent mRNA-decapping factor PAT1
Exons: 1
Coding region: 1-2499 (832 amino acids)
Biological process (GO): deadenylation-dependent decapping of nuclear-transcribed mRNA; P-body assembly
Cellular component (GO): P-body
Molecular function (GO): RNA binding
Source: RefSeq, a predicted model, not a curated record